AUGGGCUACGGAGACAUUGACAAGCUGGCCAUCAACACCAUCCGCAUUCUCGCGGUUGAUGCUACCUUCGCCAGCAACUCGGGACACCCCGGUGCUCCCAUGGGAUUGGCUCCCAUUGCCCACGUCCUUUUCCAGAACUUCAUGAGGUUCAACCCCAAGAACCCCAACUGGCUGAACCGUGACCGUUUCGUCCUCUCCAACGGCCACGGCUGCAUGCUCCAGUAUGCCCUUCUCCACCUCUACGGCUACCCUCUGUCUUUGGAUGACAUCAAGGCCUUCCGUAGCAUCGACAGCGCCACCCCGGGUCACCCCGAGGCCCACGACACCGCCGGUGUCGAAGUCACCACUGGCCCUCUGGGUCAGGGUAUCUCUAACGCCGUUGGUCUUGCCAUAGCCCAGGCCCACACUGCUGCUACCUUCAACAAGCCCGGUUUCGACCUGGUCAACAACUACACCUAUGCCUUCCUCGGUGAUGGCUGCCUAAUGGAGGGUGUCUCUGGCGAGGCCUCGUCUCUGGCUGGCCACCUUCAACUCGGCAACCUCAUCGCCGUCUGGGACGACAACGGUAUCUCUAUUGACGGUAGCACCAACUCCGCCUUCACCGAGGAUGUCGUCAAGCGCUACGAGGCCUACGGCUGGCACGUCGUUUCCGUCAGCCGCGGUGACGACGACCUCGAGGCCAUGCACGCCGCCAUCAAGGAGGCCCAGUCCGUCAAGGACAAGCCCACACUGAUCCAGCUCAAGACCACCAUCGGCUUCGGCUCCCUCAAGCAGGGCACCCACGGUGUCCACGGCUCGCCCCUCAAGGCCGACGACAUUAAGCAGGUCAAGGAGAAGUUCGGCUUCAACCCCGAGGAGUCUUUUGCCGUCCCCAAGGACGUCUACGACUUCUACGGCAAGCACUCUUCCGAGGGUGCCGCCGCCGAAGAGGAGUGGAACAAGCUCUUCGCCAAGUACGCCGAGAGCUAUCCCAAGGAGCACGCUGACCUCGCCCGCCGUCUCAAGGGCGAGCUUCCCGAGGGCUGGGAGAAGAGCCUGCCCGUUUACACCACCUCGGACCCUGCCAUUGCCUCACGCAAGCUCUCCGAGACCGUCCUCAGCAAGAUCCAGUCGGUUCUCCCCGAGCUGAUCGGUGGAUCUGCUGACCUGACGGGCUCCAACCUGACCCGCUGGAACGACGCCGUCGACUUCCAGCCCAAGUCCACCGGCCUCGGCGACUACAGCGGCCGCUACAUCCGCUACGGUGUCCGUGAGCACGCCAUGGGUGCCAUCAUGAACGGUCUGGCCGCCUAUGGCACCCUGAUCCCCUACGGUGGUACCUUCCUCAACUUCGUCUCGUACGCUGCCGGUGCCGUUCGUCUAUCGGCCCUUUCUCAGGUCCGUAACAUCUGGGUCGCCACCCACGACUCCAUCGGUCUCGGCGAGGAUGGUCCUACCCACCAGCCUAUUGAGACUCUCAGCCACUUCCGUGCCCUCCCCAACACCAUGGUCUGGCGCCCCGCCGACGGCAACGAGACCAGCGCUGCCUACUACGUCGCCAUCACCUCCAAGAACACCCCCAGCAUCAUUGCUCUCUCCCGCCAGAACCUUCCCCAGCUCCACGGCUCCACCAUCGAGAAGGCUCGCAAGGGUGGCUACGUCCUCCAGGAGGCCGAGAAGGCCGAUAUCACUAUCGUGUCGACCGGUUCCGAGGUGGGCAUCUGCGUUGAGGCCGCUCAGUACCUCAAGGAGAAGCACAACAUCACGGCCCGUCUCGUCUCGAUUCCCUGCUUCGAGGUCUUUGACCUCCAGAGCAAGGAGUACCGCCUUUCGGUCCUGCCCGAUGGCAUCCCCUCCCUGUCGGUCGAAGUCAUGAGCACCAUGGGCUGGGAGCGCUACACUCACGAGCAGUUCGGCAUCAACCGCUUCGGUGCCUCUGGUGCCUACAAGGAUAAGUUCGAGUUCACCCCUGAGGGUAUCUCCAAGCGUGCCGUCGCCACCGUCGACUUCUGGAAGGACGUCCCCAACAUUCGCUCUCCUCUCAACCGUGCCUUCCAGCAGAUU
Molecule: messenger RNA, 2043 nt
Organism: Geosmithia morbida
Lineage: Eukaryota; Fungi; Ascomycota; Sordariomycetes; Hypocreales; Bionectriaceae
Product: transketolase
Exons: 6
Biological process (GO): pentose-phosphate shunt
Cellular component (GO): cytosol
Molecular function (GO): transketolase activity
Source: RefSeq, a predicted model, not a curated record